AUGGUUCUGUGGUCUCCCAUGUCUGUGGGUCUCAAUGAAGGCCACAAGAUGAGGACCAAGAAUGUCAGCAAGCACGGCACCCCACCGCAGCACAGAAAGUUCGUGUGGGACAUAAUGGAAGGGGUCCUGAAAUCGGAUGACUGGCAUGAUCAGAAUGAAAUGAAUGAUGUGCCUUUCUUUGAUAUCCAACUGCCUUAUGAAUUGGCAAUCAAUAUAUUUCAGUAUCUGGACAGGAAAGAACUAGGAAGAUGUGCGCAGGUGAGCAAGACGUGGAAGGUGAUUGCGGAGGAUGAGGUGCUGUGGUACAGGCUGUGCCAGCAGGAAGGGCACCUUCCGGAUAGCAGCAUCUCUGACUAUUCUUGCUGGAAGCUCAUCUUCCAAGAGUGCCGAGCCAAGGAACACAUGUUACGAACCAACUGGAAGAAUCGCAAAGGUGCCGUGAGUGAGCUGGAGCACAUUCCUGACGCGGUUUUGUGUGAUGUGCAUUCUCACGAUGGCGUGGUCAUUGCUGGAUAUACAUCAGGGGACGUGAGAGUGUGGGACACCCGCACCUGGGACUACGUAGCCCCCUUCCUGGAAUCCGAGGACGAGGAGGACGAGCCUGGAAUGCAGCCAAAUGUCUCCUUUGUGAGGAUAAACAGCUCGCUGGCAGUAGCAGCUUAUGAGGAUGGGUUUCUUAAUAUUUGGGAUUUAAGGACCGGAAAGUACCCUGUUCAUCGUUUUGAACAUGAUGCAAGAAUACAGGCACUAGCCCUCAGCCAGGACGAUGCAACUGUGGCCACAGCUUCUGCUUUUGAUGUCGUGAUGCUGUCCCCCAGUGAGGAGGGGUACUGGCAGAUAGCUGCGGAAUUUGAAGUUCCGAAACUGGUUCAGUACCUUGAAAUAGUUCCAGAAACUGGAAGGUACCCUGUGGCAGUAGCCGCUGCUGGAGAUCUGAUGUACCUGCUCAAAGCCGAAGACUCUGCCAGAACCCUCCUUUAUGCCCACGGCCCGCCUGUCACAUGUCUAGACGUCUCUGCCAACCAAGUUGCUUUUGGUGUACAGGGCCUGGGAUGGGUGUACGAAGGAAGCAAGAUCCUGGUAUAUAGCCUGGAAGCAGGACGCCGCCUCUUGAAGCUGGGUAACGUUCUCCGUGACUUCACAUGCGUCAACCUCAGCGACAGCCCUCCCAACCUCAUGGUCAGUGGCAACAUGGACGGGAGGGUGAGGAUCCACGACCUCCGCAGCGGUAACAUCGCCCUGUCGCUCUCUGCCCACCAGCUUGGGGUCUCUGCCGUGCAGAUGGAUGACUGGAAGAUCGUCAGCGGAGGCGAGGAAGGCCUGGUGUCCGUGUGGGAUUAUCGGACGAACCAAAAGCUGUGGGAGGUGUAUUCUGGACACCCCGUGCAGCACAUCUCAUUCAGCAGCCACAGCCUCAUCACGGCCAACGUGCCCUACCAGACGGUGAUGCGAAACGUCGACCUGGACAGCUUCACUACUCACAGGAGACACCGGGGGCUGAUCCGUGCCUACGAGUUUGCAGUGGACCAGCUGGCCUUCCAGAGCCCUCUCCCUGUCUGCCGUUCAUCCUGUGACGCCAUGGCCACUCACUACUAUGACCUCGCACUGGCCUUUCCCUAUAACCACGUUUAGGGAUGUGCCUCAGGAGCAAGGAGAAAAAUGGGAAGAACCAGUUUUAUCCACAUUAAAACUCCAGGCGGCUCUGCACGGGUGGUAAAUGUUUAGGGGAAGAAGGCGGCCCAGGGUGCUGUGCCUGACGGCAUGUGUCUCCCUGACCCCUGCACUUCCCCGGCGCCUGGGGCAACCUGGUGUAUGCUGGGGCUCAAGUCGCACAUGCUGCCAACACAAACGUAGCCUCCUUCCCCACCCAGCCGGCCACUCUGGCCUCAGCUCCCUCAGGACACCUCAGGGAUCUCGCUGUGGGGUCCCAUAUGGUCCCUGCUCAACCAGCUUCUCUGUGUUUGCCUUCCCAGCUCCAGCCCUGCAGGCCGUCUUUCCAGUCUCCAGUCCCUUCCCUCUUUUCCUCCGAGGGCCUUUGGAUGUGCUUGUCCCUGGCCUCCAAGGCAAUAACCUCCAUGUCCUUUUCCCUGUAUUUACUUAGGGUGCUCUUCUGUGACACUUGCCACCACCACCUUCCAGUAGCAAGCUGGUAGAGCAGUACUUUUUCUUCACAGCUUUUACCAUGGUUUAUAAUUAUAUACUUACACAGUUUAGUCA
Mandrillus leucophaeus (drill) is the source of this 2217-nucleotide messenger RNA. RefSeq names its product F-box and WD repeat domain containing 8 (gene FBXW8). The record is from RefSeq and is a predicted model, not a curated record. Lineage: Eukaryota; Metazoa; Chordata; Mammalia; Primates; Cercopithecidae. Gene Ontology annotation, cellular component: Cul7-RING ubiquitin ligase complex; ciliary basal body; centriole. The coding region runs from base 1 to 1632 and encodes 543 amino acids. Gene Ontology annotation, biological process: protein ubiquitination; cilium assembly. The transcript has 12 exons. Gene Ontology annotation, molecular function: protein binding.